Molecule: messenger RNA, 996 nt
Organism: Adineta steineri
Lineage: Eukaryota; Metazoa; Rotifera; Eurotatoria; Adinetida; Adinetidae
Source: the annotation of a GenBank genome assembly
AUGCCACAUUCGCUAAAAGCGAAUGUGGACAUUGUUCCAUCAUCAUCAUCAUCAACAUCCACACCACCAAAACAACAUAAAACAAAAACACCGAUUAGUCGAUCAUCAUCAUCGUCAUCAUCAAAUUCUUCAUCAUCCGGUUCCAGCAGAUCUCGUUCUCGUUCACCGAUUUCUCGGCGUUCACGUUCACCAACACCUUCAUCAUCAACAACACCGAUUACAAAUAAUACUUCUCAUGUACCUUCAUCAUUUUUACAUCAACAAGCAGCAGCAGCUGCAGCUGCACUUUUUUCAAAUAGUUCUCUUAGUUCUUUACUACCAAUGUAUAGUAUGGGUCUAUUUCCAAUACCUCCACCACCACCUAUUCUACCAGCAGUUAAUUUUUCUACCGAACAAAUUGUUCGUGUUUGUGAAUCAUUAGAAGAAACUGGUGAUAUUGAUCGAUUAGGAAGAUUUCUUUGGUCAUUACAAGUUGCACCUGGUUCAGCAAAUUUAUUAGUUCAACAUGAAAGUAUUUUACGUGCACGUGCAUUAGUUGCAUUUCAUUUGGGUAAUUAUCGAGAACUUUAUCAUUUAUUAGAAAAUCAUAAAUAUACACGUGAUUCACAUGCGAAAUUACAAGCUAUGUGGAUGGAAGCACAUUAUCAAGAAGCAGAAAAAUUACGUGGAAGACCAUUAGGACCAGUUGAUAAAUAUCGUGUACGAAAGAAAUAUCCAUUACCACAUACAAUAUGGGAUGGUGAACAGAAAACACAUUGUUUUAAAGAACGAACACGUUCAUUAUUAAGAGAAUGGUAUUUACAAGAUCCUUAUCCAAAUCCAGCUAAAAAACGUGAACUUGCACAAGCAACUGGACUAACACCAACACAAGUUGGUAAUUGGUUUAAAAAUCGACGACAACGUGAUCGAGCAGCACAAGCAAAAAAUAGACAACAAUAUGGUUUAGAUACUGGUAGUUAUUCUCCACCAUCAUCACCUGACUCUUCAACAAUCUAA